Exophiala aquamarina CBS 119918 is the source of this 1323-nucleotide messenger RNA. RefSeq lists its product as uncharacterized. The transcript has 2 exons. NCBI's taxonomy places the organism in Eukaryota, Fungi, Ascomycota, Eurotiomycetes, Chaetothyriales, Herpotrichiellaceae. The record is from RefSeq and is a predicted model, not a curated record. Bases 1 to 1323 code for a protein of 440 amino acids.
AUGGCGACUAUAUUACCAAGACGAGCCGGCUUCGUAUGCCAGUCGUGCAAAAAGUCACUGGCAACAAACUCCAGUCAACGACAAUUCAGUUCGAUAGCUAGGAGCCUCUCGAGUCGCAACCUAGCUUCCAGGCCCACGCGCGGCACUAUCCCUUCCCUUCCUCAGUUACGGUGUGCUUCGGUAUCAGCUUCACAAAGCAGGGCCAAUAAAAGGCCAUUGCCGCGUCUGCAGAAAUCCCGCGAACCAGAGAAAGCAGCAGAGGCAGCAGACUCUGGAAUCAUAACGCUCAAUCCUGCCGAUGUUCUUGUUUCGUUAAAGCAAGACAUCUCGAAGAUAAUCUCUGCCAACGCCGUCCCCCCUCAAGACACAAUAAUUGUCCUUUUGGACCUAAUAUAUCAACUAUCAAACGUGAUUAUCUUUGGAAUCAACAAGGGCCCGAACGAGGUGGAAAAUAAAAAUGGCGAAAACCUAGCGGAUUCUGUUCUGCGAGACCUUGCUGAAGGCAAGUCGGAUGAGCCGGUGUACAUCGCCAACAAGGAGAUGUCGGCGCCUUUCCGCACCAACGCGGCCGGAACACUUGCUGAAUUGACGUGGACGCUGGUGCGAGACCCAAAGGUCUUCAUCUCGUCGGAUGUCCUCAAUAUCUACACACGGAUACAAUGCCUAUUAGGGACGCCAGAGUAUCUCCCUGAAAUAUUCAAUCUGUUCGCGCACAAGAAGAUUCCCCACUCGAACUCAUCACCGGUUACAUACUCGGAUCCGUGGUCUAAAUUGCCUAAAUACGCCGUGCCACACGCGACGGCGAGCAUAGCAUUACAAGCAGCGAUUUUAAAAAAGAAUCUUCCCUUGGCGUUGGCAGUCAUUGACACUACGGUGGCGACACCGGCUUUCCGAGCCAACAAACUUCUAACCAAGGCCUCCAUCCCGCUGUUGGGAGUGGGCGCCCUCCCGGCGCUCGCAUAUGCCGGCUCUUCGUGGGUGGCCUCGACGCAGAACACAAUGGACUUUGAGAUGUCCAAGUACACAUCCAUUGCGGCCGCGAUGGCGUACAUCGGCACAUUGUCCACCAUCGGCUUCGUGGCGAUCACGACCAGCAACGACCAGAUGGAAAGGGUCGUCUGGCGACCAGGCACACAUCUGUCGGCCAGGUGGCUGAGAGAGGAGGAACGAGAGUUUUUCGACCGUCUUGCUCUCGCCUGGGGCUUUGAGGAUAAGGCAAGGCGGGGCGAGGAGUCCGGCGAGGAUUGGCAGACGCUCCGAGAUGAGUGUGGCGUAAGAGACAUGAUCCUUGACAAGACGGAUUUGAUGGAGGGUAUGCAAUGA